UCUCAAACAUACAAGGGAGGUUUCUCAGGCUAUAAAUCAACACCAGAUAUAGUUUCCUUUACCAUGCACCAAUUAUUUUGAGAGUGAAAGAGCAUCAUGGGAUCAGAAACAGUCUCUCAGAUAAUCCCUGUCGUUGACUUGUCCGACCAAAACAUGAAACCUGGUACUGACACAUGGGUCUCAGCUUGCAAUGUUGUGAAAACUUCACUAGAAGACUAUGGUUGUUUCGUGGCACACUAUGAUAAAAUUGGCAAAGAACUUUGUGACAAUGUUAUCUUUGGAAUUGAAGAAUUCUUCAAGCUCCCUUUGGAAACAAAAGCGCAAAAGAUAAGUGAUAGACCUUUCCAUGGCUACUCAGGACAACUCUUAACACUUCCCUUAUAUGAAUCUUUGGAUAUCCAAGAUCCAUUAACUAUGCUUGGAUGUCAAAUAUUCACCCAAAUCAUAUGGCCACAAGGAAAUAAUCGUUUCUGCGAAAGCUUCAAUGAGUACUCCAAAUUGUUGGGAGAAUUAGACCAUAUAGCAAAGAGGAUGGUGUUUGAGAGCUAUGGUGUUGAUACGAAAAUAUGUGAAUCGUUGAUAGAAUCAAGCAAUUAUCUCAUUCGAUGCUUGAAAUACAGAACACGAGAGAUGGAUGAGAAUGAUUUGGGAUUAACACCUCAUUCAGACUUGACCAUUAUAUCUGUAGUGCAUCAGCUGAAUAAUCUAAAUGGCUUGCAAAUCAAAUUGAAAAAUGGAGAAUGGACUGAGGUUGAGGCCUCACCUUCCUCCUUUGUUGUCUUAGCAGGUGAUGCAUUUACGAUAUGGAGUAACGGAAGGAUACGUGCAUGUGAACAUAGAGUUAUAAUGAAUGCAACGAAAACAAGAUACGCAGCUGCAUUAUUUUCUUUUGCUAGUAAGAUUAUGGAGAUACCAGAAGAGCUUGUGAAUGAGGAACAUCCCUUGCGUUAUAAACCAACAUUCGACCAUUACGAUUAUCUUCGUUUCUUUCAGAAAGAAAAAAUGAAAGAACCUAUUUCACGCAUGGAAGUGUAUUGUGGAAUUAAUUUCAAGCCUAAGUGAAAAUGAAUGAAUCAGCUUUCUCUUGUUCAUAAAGAAUUGUGUGGAAAUGAAUUGUGUGUUGCUAUAUACAUGAGUGUGUUGGUUGCUGCCUUAUGUGUUCUUCUAGGGUUAUUUUUUCUUUUGCUUUGUAAUAAUUUGUGCGUUACUAUUGUAAACAAUGUAUUUAAUGAAUAAUGAAAGUCUAAAGUUU
Medicago truncatula (barrel medic) is the source of this 1252-nucleotide messenger RNA. Its product is annotated as probable 2-oxoglutarate-dependent dioxygenase AOP1. The record is from RefSeq and is a predicted model, not a curated record. The coding region runs from base 97 to 1062 and encodes 321 amino acids. The transcript is spliced from 3 exons. Lineage: Eukaryota; Viridiplantae; Streptophyta; Magnoliopsida; Fabales; Fabaceae.